AUGGAUGUCAAGAACAUACGAGAAUACAUGGGCUGGCUGUACUAUCAGUACCUCUUGAUCACGGGCAUCUACGUCCUGGAACCGUGGGAGAAGUCCAUAUUCAACACAGUCCUCUUCACCAUGGUGGCCAUGGUGGUCUACACCUCCUACAUCUUCGUUCCCAUCCACGUGCGGCUGGCACUGGAGUUCUUCUCAGGACUGUGCGGAGAGCAGCCAGAGAGUACUGUAGCACUUAUGAACUGA
Messenger RNA from Trichomycterus rosablanca, 243 nucleotides. RefSeq names its product serine palmitoyltransferase, small subunit B (gene sptssb). Gene Ontology annotation, molecular function: serine C-palmitoyltransferase activity. The record is from RefSeq and is a predicted model, not a curated record. NCBI's taxonomy places the organism in Eukaryota, Metazoa, Chordata, Actinopteri, Siluriformes, Trichomycteridae. Bases 1 to 243 code for a protein of 80 amino acids. Gene Ontology annotation, cellular component: serine palmitoyltransferase complex. Gene Ontology annotation, biological process: endoplasmic reticulum organization; ceramide biosynthetic process. The transcript has a single exon.